Colletotrichum acutatum is the source of this 1078-nucleotide messenger RNA. RefSeq lists its product as uncharacterized. The coding region runs from base 1 to 990 and encodes 329 amino acids. Gene Ontology annotation, cellular component: cytosol. The record is from RefSeq and is a predicted model, not a curated record. NCBI's taxonomy places the organism in Eukaryota, Fungi, Ascomycota, Sordariomycetes, Glomerellales, Glomerellaceae. Gene Ontology annotation, molecular function: glyoxylate reductase (NADPH) activity; hydroxypyruvate reductase [NAD(P)H] activity; NAD binding. The transcript has 2 exons.
AUGCAGCAGAAACGCAAGAUACUUGUUGUUGGCUCACCUCGCGACGUCAUAUCUAACGAAGUAUGGGCAGAUUUCAGCUCACGCUAUGAAACUCUGAUGUACGACUAUCCAAAAGUACAGGACUUCUACCAGUCCAUGACUUCCGGCACCUGCAAGAACAUUGACGGAAUCAUGCGAAUCGGCAUCAACACUCCGCCCGACAAUGAGAAAUUGGGCAUGGGCUGGACCAAACGAGCUCUACCACAUCUUCCAUCAUCUCUCAAGAUGAUUGUCAACUUCGGACACGGUUUCGAUGAAGAAGAUGUUUCAGGACUCAAUGCCCGUGGCAUAGACUUCUUCAACACGACGGGCGGGAGCGAGGCGACAGCCGUGGUUGCGGUAUAUCUAGUCAUCUCGGUAUUCCGUCAGCUAAAUCGCUACGAGCGAAUGCUUCGCGAAGACCAGUUCUGGCCGGCCUUGAGGCAUUCAUCCCAGAACGCAGUUGACCCCUUUGGAAAGAAGAUCGGCAUUAUCGGCAUGGGUUCCAUUGGCCAAACCGUCGCGAGACAGGCGGCUGCUCUUGGAAUGGAGGUCCACUGCAUCGAUAGGCCUAAUCUUCGGAGGAUUCUGGAAUCUAUAGAGCAUGAGAAUGAGUACGUCAAGGGGCUCUUACCACCGACAAUAUUCCACAAGGAUCUUGAGGGCCUCGUCGCUUCCGUGGACUGCUUGGUUCUGGCAUGCUCUUACUCCUCGACGACACAUCAUCUCUUGUCGAGGGAUGUCUUCUCUAGAAUGAGGAAAGGAAUUCGAAUUGUCAACGUGGCCAGGGGUCGUUGUAUAGAUGAGGAAGCGUUGUGUGAUGCCAUUGAAAACGGCAUCGUUGCCGCGGCUGGACUUGAUGUCCACUACAACGAACCGAACGUCAACCCAAGGUUACUGAAGCACGACUGCGUGACACUUCUGCCUCAUCUCGGAGGACUAACGCACGAUUCGAUGCAGGUAAAUGCUUGAGCUGUGCCUGCCACAAUACGACCUUUUUCAUUUUGCUAAUGACAAGACAGAAUCAUGCUUUGAUGGCUUUGAAGUCAGUAGAUGACUU